CUGAAUACCGAAGGUGUGAAAUUCUGGACAGUGAAAACAACAAUGAUGAUAGCUCUCGUCUUCAUUUCCGUAUUUGUCCUUCUUGUACUCUUAUUAUUCAAAUUCGCUACGGCUGAAGGGGAUUUCACUUUGAUUUCCAAAAGACACAUGAAGCGUGAAGAAAUUGAAGAUAAGGUUUUCUGGAUUACUGGUGCUAGUCGGGGAAUUGGGGAAGUUCUUGCUAAGCAACUUGCAAACUUAGGAGCUAAGCUUAUCCUUUCUGCGCGAAAUGAAGCUGAACUGGAGCGAGUUAAGAAUCAACUUACUGGUAAACAUGCACCGGAUGGCGUUAAGAUUUUGCCAUUGGAUUUGACAUCUGGUGAAGAUUCUCUCAGGGAGGCUGUAGAGAAAGCGGAAUCAUUUUUUCCUGAUAGUGGUGUUGAUUACAUGAUCCACAAUGCGGCUUUUGAGCGUCCUAAACAAUCAGCUCUGGAGGUUCCAGAGGAAGGUCUUAAGGCAACAUUUGAUGUCAAUGUUUUUGGGACAAUCUCUCUCACACGAGUCCUGGCACCUCACAUGCUGAGGCGGGGAAAAGGUCAUUUUGUUGUGAUGAGCAGCGCUGCCGGAAAGACACCUGCACCAGGUCAGGCUUUGUACUCUGCUUCUAAACAUGCUCUGAAUGGAUACUUCCAUACUUUGCGUUCUGAGCUUUUUCAGAAAGGAAUCAAGGUGACUGUUGUUUGCCCAGGGCCAAUAGAAACAUCAACUGGUUCGGGAGCAUCAUCUUCUGCAACCAAAGGUCUUUCUGAGAAGCGUGUGUCAUCAGAAAGGUGCGCUGAGCUGACAAUAAUUGCUGCCAGCCAUGGGCUAAAGGAAGCUUGGAUAUCUAACCAGCCUGUUCUAGCUGUCAUGUAUUUGGUGCAAUACAUGCCAACCGUUGGUUUUUGGCUCAUGGACAAGAUCGGUGGAAAGCGGAUUGAAGUUGCUGCGCAGAAGGGCAACGCUUACUCAAUAGGCUUACUAUUUGGGAAAAAGAAGUCAUCUUGACUUGAAUCCCCUUUCUUGGAUCAGAAGGAACAGCCAAGUUCAAACUAAUUUGGCACAUGAAAAGAACGAAUUGAUAUACUUCCUUUUCUUUCGCUAUUUUAUUUUCUCUGCAAAUUUGAGUCGCAGGUCCAAGGACUUGAACUUCAGAUGCUUUUAAUAGAAACCCAAUAAAUUUUAC
Morus notabilis is the source of this 1204-nucleotide messenger RNA. RefSeq names its product dehydrogenase/reductase SDR family member 7. The record is from RefSeq and is a predicted model, not a curated record. Lineage: Eukaryota; Viridiplantae; Streptophyta; Magnoliopsida; Rosales; Moraceae. Gene Ontology annotation, molecular function: oxidoreductase activity. Gene Ontology annotation, cellular component: membrane. The transcript is spliced from 12 exons. Bases 43 to 1026 code for a protein of 327 amino acids.